AUUUUGUGGGUAAUGAAUUUGAGGCAGAUGAUGUGUUAUAACAGAUGAAAGAGUUCAAUCAAGGAGCAAAUUUCUUUCAUGGCAGAGUAACAAGUCCAGUUUGUCUUGUGCAGGAAUCCACGGCUGGUCCUCAGGGCUGUAACCCUCCAGUCAAUGAGGUGCUCCAAUUCGCCCCCUGUGUGGUGUGACUUCAGGAUUAUUUGUUUCUUAAUUUGAUAAACUGGUUGUCCAUCAAUGAAAUGACGUGGAGAGAGGACAUGGAGUGACCAGCUUUAGAGGGACACACACAUGGACAAAACGCUCUGCUUGUGAUUUCAAGAAAAAGGCCAAGAGGUUGAGAAGGACAGCAUCAGCAGCAGCGUGGUGAGCAGUUCAGCCUAACUGCCUUUUGGACCAGAAUCAUGGCGCCCAUCUACAUCGCCCCUCAGACAUGGGAUGCACUGAACCUCCCAGGACUAGCGUUCCUCUCCGUGGUCAUCCUCUUCAUCCUUACCAUCACACUUCUCGCUCUCUGUUCGAGCUGUCAGAGACAGUCAUUUUCUCUGGAAAGCAGUAGCAAUCCCUCAGUAGAGAGGAGCACAUCCACACUGGUUCGAGUUGUGAACCCGAUGACUAAAGAAGAGAGUCCCGCUCCUGAAAGGCAUCUCGCCGUGUUGCCCGAGGAGCUGCCUGACCCCAUCAAACAAUGGAGGAGUCACACAUUUGAACGCAACACACAGCCAGUGGUGAAUGGUGCCUUAUACUUCCAGUAGGGUGCUUGACGAUGAGAACACUUCUAACUCUGGUAGUUUAAUAAUGCUUUGAUGCACAUGAGCGUGCAGUAAAUAGAGCUUCUGUCUUUGAUUCAUCAAUGCUCUUAUCACCAAGAGCAACGCCAUCAUCUAUCCUGGAAUUGAGUCUCGAACUGUGUGUGUAUACGCUCACUAAAAAUGCUUAUCCUGAAAGAACAGACAAAUCCCCUUUAAAAUAUCAUCUCCUAUUCCUUGUUGUUCCAACACCACCACUUAGGACAUCUGCGAAACUGUUGGGGAGAAGAAAGUUCCAGAACUAUUCGUGAGUGGAUUGCAAAAUCUAUUGGUGUUCUACUGUAUAUAAUGACCCACUGUGCAACAGGGUAGAACUUCUGGCUACAAUACCUGCA
Clarias gariepinus (North African catfish) is the source of this 1141-nucleotide messenger RNA. RefSeq lists its product as uncharacterized. The record is from RefSeq and is a predicted model, not a curated record. The transcript has 7 exons. Lineage: Eukaryota; Metazoa; Chordata; Actinopteri; Siluriformes; Clariidae. The coding region runs from base 402 to 752 and encodes 116 amino acids.